UUCAUCGAGACAGAGAAAGCUUCGAAGAUGAAGUACAAAAAAUUACUUCAUUUCUUCUUACUCUUAACGAUAUUCUUGUGUUACGCGAAAUGCAACAAUACAGAACCGGAGGACGGCAAUGAUUUCCGACGAACGUCGAUGAUGUUAGAAAAUGCGGAGAUGAGAAUCAAAACCGCUUUGAAGUCUGUCUUAAAGCAAAGUCUUUCUUAUCUGAUGAAAAUUUCCGAAGAAGUGAACGUAUCUUCACCUUGCAUGAAGUCUUCCGUUCUCUUCCUGAAAGACUUGAUAAAACUGAAAGAAUGGCCUCUUCGAAUGAUUGAUUCUUUUGGAAAAUUACCGGCAGGAAUGUUAGGAGUAGCACUAUGGAUAUCAGGAGAUUAUGACCAGUGUUUGGACAUAGAAAUUCCUCAUAAUAAAAAAGAGAUUACCGAUAAAGGAAAGGAACAGGUUCGAGGCAAAUACUGUGCCCUGACAAUUGGAAUGCAAGAAUUAGAGAAACGUAUUGCAAAGUCGAUUCAUAAGUUGGAAAAUAAUUCAUUGAUUAAACUAGCAAAAGAGUUUAUUAAACCAAUAAAGCUUGAAGACUUAUUCAAAACAGACGUAGACAAAAUGAAGAAAAUACGUUUGGACGCGUGCAUUCCAAGUACAUGUAGUAAUAAAGACUUAGAACAUGUUGGGAAUUGGAUAUUCGGGACAGCAAUAGACUUUAAUGUCGGAUAUUGCAAAAUCAAAGAUGAACGCAUUGAAUACAGUAACGGACAAUUGAUAUCGUUGUAA
Centruroides sculpturatus (bark scorpion) is the source of this 777-nucleotide messenger RNA. RefSeq lists its product as uncharacterized. The coding region runs from base 28 to 777 and encodes 249 amino acids. The transcript is spliced from 4 exons. The record is from RefSeq and is a predicted model, not a curated record. NCBI's taxonomy places the organism in Eukaryota, Metazoa, Arthropoda, Arachnida, Scorpiones, Buthidae.